Messenger RNA from Bradysia coprophila, 666 nucleotides. Its product is annotated as thioredoxin domain-containing protein 12-like. Lineage: Eukaryota; Metazoa; Arthropoda; Insecta; Diptera; Sciaridae. The record is from RefSeq and is a predicted model, not a curated record. Gene Ontology annotation, cellular component: endoplasmic reticulum.
UUCUGCUGUCACCAAAUUAAAAUGUUUUCAAAUAAGAUUUCUAAAUUAUUUUUAAGUAAUUUAAAUUCGUUUGCUAUGAUAAUUAAUGUCAACCUAUCUUCAAGAAACUUUGGAAGUUUUGCAUUCGCCAAAAAUUUGGACGAGGGUUUGAAGGUUGCAAAGUCCGAAUCGAAACCUGUGAUGCUUAUUGUGCAUAAAGCUUUUUGCGGUGCAUGUCGAAUUCUCAUACCGAAAUUGGCGGCCAGCGAUGAGAUAAAAAAGCUGAGCGACAAUUUCGUUAUGGUGAAUGCGUACAAUGGGGAAGACCCAAACUCAAACGAUUAUGCUCCAGAUGGUGCAUAUGUUCCGAGAAUUGUUUUUAUUCGAUCGGAUGGAGUGACUCUAACGCAGGUAAAAAAUGCCAGCAUCAAAGGAGAUGAGAACAAGUAUUAUUAUCAAACUUCUGAAGAUGUAGCCAAGUCAAUGAAAUUAGCAAUGCAACUGAACAAUAAAGUGAAAAGCAACCUAUCCGUACCUAUCUUAAAAAUUGAAUAAAUAAAACUAUUUUUCCGAAUCCAAUUCCAAUGAAUAUAUCUGAAUGAACCGAACAUGAAUGAUUUAUUCAGGAUUUUUACUACGUUCAUUUAUCUCGUAUAACAAGAACAAUAAAAUUUUUUUAAACUUUAA